CUAAUUAAUGCCGAGUGCCGAGUGACUGAAUGAGUGGAUAGAUAACAAAAUAACCGCCAAUCGCCAUUGUCCCAUUGCGCAUUUGCGCCAUUUUUAAUUUAUCUGAUUCUUUUUCUUAUUUUCUUUCACCAGAACGGUUAUUAAUACGACUGCCGAGUGCCGACUGUUGUGGCUGAGAAGCUGUACCAUUAAUGCAUGUUGAUGUGCCGAUGUGCCGUACUAUCAAUGUCCUUUCUUUGAGACACGACUAUGGGAAAUAUGCAUUAGAUUAAACCAUAAAACCACCAUGCAAGUCGCAAGAUAUUAAAUAAUAACCGUUUUCUUUCGACUUUUCGUGUAAUUGUGUGCUCCGUACUUCCAUGGACAGCUGUACAUGGCAUUAGUGCCUACUGCCUUUAACGUGUGAUCACAUUUGCACAUAAUAAAAGGUACAAUGGCAGUAAAAAGAAAGGAUAAAACUGAUAAUCAUGACACCCCUGCGAAAAACAAAAGAAUUAGACAAGAAAAAGUUGGUGACUUUUCCGAUGAUGAAGACUUGUCAGACAUUGAUGACGCAGAUAUAUUCAAUGGUAUCCGCAUACCGGUUGAAUUACCUCCAAUUAAAUCAGCUGAAGAGAAUCCUGGGCCUCGCAUGGUUAUUACAGAAAUUGUUGCCAACAACUUUAAAAGUUAUUUUGGCGAAGUUACUAUUGGGAAAUUUCAUAAGAGUUUAACAAGUAUUGUUGGUGCUAAUGGUAGUGGAAAGAGUAAUGUCAUUGAUUCUUUACUUUUUGUGUUUGGAUACCGGUCUUCAAAAAUUAGAUCAAAAAAAGUAUCAGUACUCUUACAUAAAUCAGACAAGCAUAAAGAUGUUUGCCAAUGUUCUGUCACUGUUCAUUUUGUACAUAUUCAAGAUGAUAUCACAGCACAAACCGGAUUUGUUCCUAUUCCAGGUACUGAAAUAAAAAUUACACGCACAGCAUUUAAAGACAAUACAUCAUUUUAUACAUUAAAUGACAAACGAGUUAAGUUUAAGGAUAUAGCAAUUAUUUUAAAGAAAAAUGGAAUAGAUUUAGUUCAUAAUAGAUUUCUUAUUCUUCAGGGGGAGGUCGAACAAAUUGCUAUGAUGAAACCUAAAUCUGAAAAUGACCAUUCAACCGGUAUGUUAGAAUAUUUAGAAGAUGUUAUAGGCACUGUGAGAUACAAGAAACCAAUAACUAAACUCGAAGAAAGAGUAAAAGAUUUAUCAUUGGAGAAAAAUGAAAAAAUAACUCGUUUGAAAUUUGUUGCAAAAGAAAGAGAGGAACUUAUAGAACCCGUAGAAGCUGUGAUUAAUUAUCUAAAAUUAGAAAACCGAAUCACUCGAUUGAGUAAUAAAAAAUACCAAAAAGAUAGAUUCGAUGUUGAAACAAUAAUAGAAACUAAAACUGAAACUCAGAAUAAGAUGAAUGAUAAAAUAAAUUCUAAUGAAAAAGAAAUAAAUACAAUUUCUAAGGAUAAGAAGCAAUUUGAAAAAAAAAUACAAGAUUUAUCUGAAAAGUUAAAAUCCGAUCACUUAAUAUUAAAAAAAAAUGAAGAAAAACAUAAGAAAUGCUUACGUAGAAAAGGUCAAUUAAAUGAUGAAUAUAACCAGGCAAAAGCGCAGAUUACCAAAUAUGAAAAUUCUAUACAACAGGAACAAAAAAAGAUAACUAAAGCUGAAGGUGUACCAAAAAUUAAAGAGGCUGAAUUGAAGAAAUUAAAAUCAGAAUUACCAACUUUAGAAGAGAAAUGCAUAGAACUAGAAGCAAAUUAUACAAAAGUAAAUUCUAGUGGUUUUGAAAAAUCAAAAAAAUUCAGGGAUGAAAAAGAUGUAUUGGCCCCUGAGGAAUUAAAAUUGCAGAAACUUGUUGGUACUAAACAAAAUCAAUUUCAAACCUUAAAAACUGAGUUUGAGGUACUCAUCGAUACUGAGAAAUCUGAAAAAGAAAAAUUAAUUAAUCUGGAAGAACAAAUGGCGGGUGGAGUUGAAAAGUUCCAAGAAAAUAUGAGAAAAAAAGAAAAAGCAGAAGCAGAUAUACAUAUUAGUAAAGAUAUAAUUAAAGAACUAGAAAUCAAAAUAAAAAAAUUAAAUGAAGAUGAGAUACAGUUGAAAACUAAACUACAAAAUAUACGUCAGAGUUUAACUGAAAAACGAACAGCUUAUGCAGAAACAACUGAAAGAAGCCGACCUAUUCAAUACAUUCUAAAUUUAAAAGACAAAGGAGAAAUCCAUGGACUUCUUGGUAGAUGUGGAGAUUAUGGACAGGUAGAAGGUAAAUUUGACAUUCCUGCGUGUACAGCUUGUGGUUCUACAGAUCAAAUUGUUGUCGAAACAUCAGAUGCAGCUCAUGCAUGCAUUCAAAAAUUGAGGACCAAUAAUAUUGGUCGACUGACAUUUUCAAUCAUGCCUCAAGUUCAAAAAUUGAAACCCCGUGCUGAUUCAAAUAAUAACUAUCCUGAAAAUGCGAAAAGAGUUUUUGAUUUUAUUAAAAUAUUAGAUCAACGUUUCAGACUCACAUUUUAUUCUGGUUUGUAUGAUACUUUACUCGCUGAAGAUUUAGAACAAGCAAGAAGAAUAGCAUUUGGUACUCAAACUCGUUAUAGAGUUGUUACAUUUAAAGGAGAUUUAAUUGAUCAAUCAGGUAUCAUGUCUGGGGGUGGAAGGCCUAUUAAAGGUAAGAUCGGUCCUCAAGAAAUAAGAUCGAGAUAUGCAACUGGCAAUUCAUCUCUGGUGAGUCAAAAUGAAGUAGAAAAUCUAGACAAAACUGCUAAAGAUUUGGAAAUUAAAUUGAGAGAAACACAAUCUAACAUUUUUGAUUUCCAAGCUAACAUAGAUCAAAAUCUUAGACAAAUUGAAGAUCUAAAUAUAAUUGUUAAAGAGUGUUCAUCGCGUAUAAAUGCAUGGAAUGAAAAAGAAAACCAACUAAAAAACAUGAUUAAAACUCAAAAAUUAGAAAUUAUAAAAAAAAAAACAGAUCCAAUAGCAGUUGCCAAUAAGAAAUCGGAAAUCCAAGAAGCAGAAAAAGAAUUGCAAGAAUCAAAAGUAGAGUAUGACAAGAUUAAGUCUAAAAUGGAUAGUUUGAAGAAACAAAUUGAAGAAAUUACUCAAAGACAGCCUCAAGAAGCUAAACGUUUGUUAGAUCAAGCAACUACAAAGUUAGAAAAUACUCGUCAUCAGAUUAAUCAAGUUGAUAUUGAUAUACAGGGGGCCCAAAGGCAAAUAAAAAAAUCAGAAAGUCAAAUUCAAACUUUGAAAGAUGACAUUAUUGAAUGUAAGAAAAAUAUGGAAUCCAUUACAGAAGAGUUGAAUAAAAAUGAAAUUCUAGUAAUUGAAUUGAGUGAAAAGAAUAAAGAAAUUACUAUAAAUAUAGAAGAACAAAAAACAAAAAUCAAGGAAAUGACUAGUGAAGACGAUAAGAACCUAAUCAAAACAAAUGAGUUACGUUUAGAAAACAUUAAAUUAAAGAAUGAUCUUGACAACAUUACAGCUGAAAUAAAAUUAAGUAUGGAACAACUUAACGAUACAAAUGCUAAGAUAAAAAAUUUAAAAUUACAUAAGAUUCCGGAAAUUGAUUGUGCUCAACGGGACCCAGUUAUAGAAUCUUAUCAGAAUAUUGGAUCUAAAAACCAUGAUAAAUCUGCUAUAGAUGAAGAUAAUGAAAAAGAAAAAAACAAUGAAACUAAUGAAAUAUCUAAAAAUCAAGAUGACCCGGAUAAGAUGCAAGUUGACGAUGUAGAUGAUGUAGAUGAUGAUUCUGACUUAGAUACCAAAGAAUUGCCUCAAUAUACUACAGAGCAAUUAGUUCAAAUGAAUAAAAUGCAAACCAAUAAUAACAGAGCUACAUUACUUGAAGAAAUGCGUAAUCUCGAUAAACCCAAUUUCAAAAUACUCGAAGAAUUCAAAAAAAGGACACAACAGUACAAUGAUAAAGCAAAUGAAGUGGCCGAAGUCCUGAAGUCAUACAAUGAUCAUAUUGAAAUGAUUAAUAAAGUACGACAACGAAGAAGAGAUGAGUUCAUGGCUUCAUUUAGGAAAAUCACAAUUAAACUAAAAGAGAUGUAUCAGAUGAUAACACUUGGUGGAGAUGCUGAACUUGAACUUGUUGAUUCAUUAGAUCCAUUUAGUGAAGGAAUCAAUUUUAGUGUAAGACCUCCUAAGAAAACAUGGAAAGUAAUAUCCAAUCUAUCAGGUGGUGAAAAAACAUUGUCAUCUUUAGCUCUUGUAUUUGCUCUUCAUUACUAUAAACCAUCACCACUGUAUGUAAUGGAUGAAAUUGACGCAGCAUUAGAUUUUAAAAAUGUAUCAAUCAUUGCAUAUUACAUAAAGGAACGUACAAAAAAUUCUCAGUUUAUUAUAAUUUCAUUACGCUCAAACAUGUUUGAAAAGGCUAAUGUAUUAGUUGGUAUUUACAAAACAAAUGACUGUACUGCAACUUCAUCAGUUACAACAGACAAGUAUCAAGAUAUGUUAAAGGGGGCCUUGUAUAAGUAUUCCAAGAAAGUAGAUUAAUUUUAAGAAAUACUGUAGUUUUUACUGAAUAACUUGAUAACAUUUUUUUUUUCUUAAUUAUUUCUUGUAUUGUAGUUAUUAUAUCAUCCAGUUUUUUUUUAUUUACAUUGAUUUUUUUGAACCUUUGGAAUUUUUAUUACUUUUUUUGGUAAUUUAACAUAUAAAAUUAUAUUAGAAAAUUAUAUUAUAUAUUAUAAACUGAUUGUACCUAUAACAAAUAAAAUAAGAACAUAUUAUAUAAAUAAACUAUA
Molecule: messenger RNA, 4761 nt
Organism: Acyrthosiphon pisum (pea aphid)
Lineage: Eukaryota; Metazoa; Arthropoda; Insecta; Hemiptera; Aphididae
Gene: glu
Product: structural maintenance of chromosomes 4-like protein gluon
Exons: 22
Coding region: 434-4510 (1358 amino acids)
Biological process (GO): mitotic chromosome condensation
Cellular component (GO): condensin complex; chromosome
Molecular function (GO): ATP binding; ATP hydrolysis activity; protein binding
Source: RefSeq, a predicted model, not a curated record